Messenger RNA from Saprolegnia diclina VS20, 1928 nucleotides. RefSeq lists its product as hypothetical. The record is from RefSeq and is a predicted model, not a curated record. The transcript is spliced from 6 exons. Gene Ontology annotation, biological process: protein folding in endoplasmic reticulum. NCBI's taxonomy places the organism in Eukaryota, Oomycota, Saprolegniomycetes, Saprolegniales, Saprolegniaceae. Gene Ontology annotation, cellular component: cytoplasm; membrane. Bases 41 to 1867 code for a protein of 608 amino acids.
CCCGGCGAUACAAAAAUAGGCCCGUCGGCAAGCAUCAAGCAUGCGCGGUCGCCCCGUCCUGGUGCUGGCUGCCAGCCUCGUCCUCCUCAUGGCCCUCGCCCAUGGCAUCGUCGCGCCCGGCGAGGUCGAGAGCAGCAGCAGUGGGUCCGCCACGCCGUCGCCGCAGGUGCACCACGAGCGCGCCGAGCCCGACGACGCGGUUGCGGCGCGGUCCUCGGACAUUGCCGAGAACAUUGCCGAGAUCGACAUUGAGGUCGACCGCGGCCUGUACAACCCGAGCUCCAACUCGAUGGAAGUCCAAGACAGCGAUGGCGGCCAGCGGCAGAACUACGCGUCGAAGGACUCUGGCGCGACGGUCCUCGACCAUGCGCCGGGCACGAAGGGCUCGGUGAACCUCCUCGUGCCCGAUAAGGACCGGUACAUGCUCAUUCCGUGCUCGGCCGACAAGAAGUGGAUCGUCAUCUCGCUCUCGGAAGACAUCCACGCCGACGCGAUCUCGAUCGCCAACUACGAAAAGUUCUCGUCGAUGACCAAAGAAUUCCUCGUGCUUGGCAGCAUCAACUACCCGACCGAUACGUGGGUCGUCCUUGGCCACUUCACCGCGUUGCACAAGAACGGCGACCAGCUCUUCCACUUUCAGGAGAAGCACCAUGUGCGGUACCUCAAGCUCCGCCUCAACUCGCAUUACGGCGCCGAGUACUAUUGCACGAUGAGCCAGAUCAAGGUCUACGGACGCACGUUUACUCAAGUUAUCUCGCAGCUCGAGCGCAGUAUUCACGAAGAGCCGACUCUCGCGCCGCCAGCGAUCGAACCACCGACGAUUGAGGUGGUCGUUCCCUCACCGACCUCAAGUACGAUCUUCGACUCGAUGUGCCCCGUGCCCGACGUCGUCUUGCCGUGGGACGUGGAGGUGUGUGAGCCGCUGCCAACAUCGCCGCCACCCACCGAGAAGCCGACGACAGCACACCAACCGCCAGCAAACGCUUCGGCCGCCAAUGCGACGAGCGCAAGCCAUGCCCCGUCGACCAAGACCACACCCGAGAACCACAGUCCAGCCGCCACGACCGUCGUCGACGAUAGCGCCAACCACACCAAGGCCCACGAGCAUGGCAAGACGACCAACGGCUCAUCUUCCACGAGCAGCAAUGGCGUUUCGGGCGACGAGCAGAAGGGCCUCGACAACUUUUACAUUCGCAUGUCCAAGAAGAUCCAAGCCCUGGAAGCCAACCAGAGCAGCCUCGAACGCACCGUGUCCGAGACGCUCAAGCCCGCUGCGGUGGACGCGCAGAUCAAGCUCGCCCUCCUCAGUGAGCAAAUGAGCAAUCUCACCAAAGCCGUGCACGAACUCCGCGUCAUUGUCGACUCGGAGCUCGAGUUUUUGACGUCGUCGAAUGAAAAGUACAUGACGCUGCUCGAAGGCGUGUACCAAGAGAAUCUGUCGUUGCGGAACGAAAUGCUGCUCGUCUGGGACGUGAUCACGACGAUGAAGGCGGGCAUUCUUGUUGCGAUUGUGCUCUCGGCGUUUCUCAUUUUGUUCUUUGUCGCCCGAAGCAUCUUUCGGUGCCUCACGGGCUGCCAUCGGCGUGCGGCGCGGCGCGAGUGGCUCCGGCGCAUGGAGUCGGUCGACGAGACAGACGACGAGGUCGACCCGCUCACGCAAGAGAUGGACAAGCGCGUCGACCGAACCCUUCGGUUUGGACGAAGCCUCGACGACGGCGCGAUCCAGCGCAAUACACUGUAUCGCCGCGUCAUGCACGGCUUUCGACAACACCACGUCAAGAGCCGCCUCCGACUGCGCAAGCCGAGUCUGUGUGGCGCCCCCGUGUCGGCACCAACAUCGUCGUUGCUCCCGAAACCCCUGUUUUAAUCGUGGAAUAUUCGCUCAUUUUCUGUUGCACAGAAUUGAACUAUUGCACGAGAUGGCACUC